Molecule: messenger RNA, 627 nt
Organism: Gongylonema pulchrum
Lineage: Eukaryota; Metazoa; Nematoda; Chromadorea; Rhabditida; Gongylonematidae
Source: the annotation of a GenBank genome assembly
GUAAGAACGGACGACCUCUGGCAGGAGAUGAUUGGACUUGGUGCCGGUACCCCAGAAAAUCGCCGUCGUCGCCGUCAAGCAGGUUACUACGGUAUUGGUAAAAGCAAGGGAAGUGGUGCUGGAAGUGGUGAUGGAAGUGGCUACGACAGUUCAUCGGGUGGUGGAUCCUCCGGUGGCUAUGAUUCUGGUGGACCGAACUACGGAGAUACGCCGCCAACGGCGGCCGGCGAAGGGCCCAACAAUCCGUAUAAUCUGCUUGAAGGCGCAUUGCGCCCCGUGUGCAGUUUGGAAAACACCUGUCCACCAGGCCCAACAGGUCCAAAGGGUGAAAAGGGUAUUGACGGCGAAAAUGGCAUACCUGGAAAAGAUGGGAAGGAUGGUAUUGAUGCGGAGGAUGUGCAGCAAGAAGGUAUAUCUGGUUGCUUCAACUGUCCGGAAGGUCCGCCUGGUCCUCCAGGACCACCUGGUCGACCAGGCAUUCGCGGUCAACGUGGACCGAAAGGUACACCAGGCUUUCCAGGACGCGAUGGCAAUCCUGGACCACCGGGAGAUAUAGGUCCUCCAGGGCCACCAGGGCCGGAUGGAAAGCCCGGUGAACCUGGCGAGAAAGGUGCGGAUGCGGAGAAA